Trifolium pratense (red clover) is the source of this 2028-nucleotide messenger RNA. RefSeq lists its product as uncharacterized. The record is from RefSeq and is a predicted model, not a curated record. NCBI's taxonomy places the organism in Eukaryota, Viridiplantae, Streptophyta, Magnoliopsida, Fabales, Fabaceae. The transcript is spliced from 7 exons. Bases 192 to 1463 code for a protein of 423 amino acids.
AAUAAUAAUAAUAAUAAUAAUAAAUUAAUCUAAAAAAACAACAACACUAUCUUUUCCGAAUUCUAAACAAUCGUUGUUGUGUUCUGUUGUGUUGUCAUCGACCAACAACAAAGUUGCAAACUUUUCAAUUUUCCAGCUCAAAUUCUCUUGUUUUGCUUACUGGGUCAUCUCAUCUAUCUUCAAUUCAAGCUAUGCGUGGAGCUGAAGGAGAAGGUGGUGGUGGUGGUGGUGGUGGUUGUGCUGUCAGAGGUGGUAAUAUCUAUUGGGGAAGAAAACAUGAUACUGAUUUCAAAGGAAUUGUUGUAAUCUUUGCUUGGGUUUCAGUUCCACAAACGUUGUUACAAGAUUUCGUUGACCUUUACUCCUCUUUGGGAUGGAAUUCUCUUGUUUGUUAUGCUCAUUAUUUAACCGCAUUCAAUGAGGAAAGCACCGUGCCAUUGGCAUUUUAUGUUUUUGAUGAACUUGUCGAGGUACUGAGGACUAGACCAUGUCCUGUUGUAUUUGCUUCUUUUUCUGCCGGAUCAAAAGCUUGUCUGUACAAAUUAUUUCAGCUUAGUGAAGGAAGAUGUACAGCUCCACUCAACUUGCAUGACUGCCAAUUGUUUAGAAACUGUGUUUCUGGACAUAUAUAUGAUUCUGGCCCUCUAGAUGUUACAAGUGAUUUUGGCUUCCGCUUUUCUCUACACCCUUCCAUCGCAAAAGUGCCCGGACCAUCAAAGCUUGCUUCUUUGGUAGCAAAGUCUGUUGCAUCUGGUUUAGAUGCUUUAUACUUGACUAGGUUUGAAUCUCAAUCAGCCGAACAUUGGCAGGCUUUAUAUUCUUCAGUUAACUUUGGGGCUCCGUUUCUAAUUUUAUGUUCGGAGAAUGAUGACCUUGUGAGAUAUCAAAGUAUAUAUGAUUUUGCUCAACGAUUACGCAAUCUCAAUGGUGAUGUCAAUCUUGUAAAUAUGAGAAGCUCCUCUCAUGUUGGUCAUUACAGACAUCAUCCAAUCCAAUACAGAGCUGCUGUGAGCCAUUUAUUGGAGAAGGCCGUGUCAACGUAUUCACGAAAAGUGAUACUUGAACGAGAAAGAACUGGUAUAGACGGUACGCAUGAUGAGAUAUCCGAGUUAAUUUGUGACCUGCAGAAAGUUGCAAUCAAUUCAAAUGAGAGCUUUAGAAGAGUUGCAGUAGGUCCAAGUGACCACUUCUUUUUGCCUAGUUCAGCAGGACAUAACAACAGUGAUAGAGAAUCUGGGAUUCCACGCGACGAACAGAAAGAAGAGCCUGUUUGUGUUCCGAGUUUCCCUAGCAUCAGCGCUCACAGUGUUCUUGGGCAAUUUCUUUUUGACGUUUGUGUUCCUAAGAAUGUUGAAGGUUGGGAUGUGAAAUUAUGCGGGAAUCUAAAUGGGAGGUCGUGUGCUUCAGCUCCUAGGCAUUCACCUUUUAGAGGUAUUAAACGCGUUGGUCGCUCCAGGUUAUGAAGGUGCUCGCUCAGAUCUGACUUGAGAAGAUACUUUGCGAUAAUUUUGUUUGAAGCAUCACGAAUUUUCUGAGACAAUGAAGGAUGUGAAUAUGAUAGAUUUUUUGGUGCAACAAUGAACCGGCCAUUGUUUCUGGCAGUAAUGGUUGUGAUGAUUCAACUAUCAAUUUCACGGUUGAUGUGAAGGGUGAUAAGGAUAGUUCCAUCAGAUUUGAUUGCCGUAGAAAUAAACAGGUGAUCAUAAGUUAUAACUGUUGUCACUCAUGAAGGAGAAUACUUACUGUUAGAAAUAAACUGGGUGAUGUUUGACUAUGGUAACUACUCACUAGGUUAUAUAUUUGUUUGAAAUAGGAAAUAUGUACUUGGUGCAUGAAAAUUUCUGUAUAUAUAUACACACACAUUGACACAUAUAUAUGAGGGAAUAAAGUGCCAUGUUUAAGGCUGAAAAUUGUAAAUUAGACAUGUCUAACAUGUAAAAAAAGAGAAUCUUUCAGGGUUUUACUUUGUUUGAUUUGUGGAUAGGAGUUUCAAGUCUCUUGAUUACUGAAUAGUAUUAUUUGGCAGAA